AUGCAAGCAGUCGUCACAUAUCUGAAAGAACAAUCACGAACAAAGCUACGGGACUACGACUCGGAGCGGCCAACGUACAUCACGGAGCUGCUUGAGCGAUGGAAGGGUAUGGAACCAGGUACAUUGCUGGCAGACAUACCCACGAAGCUCGGGCUUUCAGCAGACGCACGAUCGCAUGCGGCGGAUGUGUACGACACACAACGAGAGCGGGCUGCACCAGCGGAUCAGAUUCAAAAUAGAUCGGAGAAGCCAGCGGCAUUCCAGCAUACUCUUGUGAAUCUGUCGAUCAACGGUGUGAUCCCGCCCGCCAACUAUACUGCCCGGAACGAUGUGGUUGUUAUUGUGAUCACACUUGCGGUGGCUUUGGUGGCUAUCGUAUGGCUGCUCGUCUCCCGAUGA
Molecule: messenger RNA, 399 nt
Organism: Recurvomyces mirabilis
Lineage: Eukaryota; Fungi; Ascomycota; Dothideomycetes; Mycosphaerellales; Teratosphaeriaceae
Exons: 1
Coding region: 1-399 (132 amino acids)
Source: RefSeq, a predicted model, not a curated record